Molecule: messenger RNA, 1152 nt
Organism: Blastocystis hominis
Lineage: Eukaryota; Bigyra; Opalinata; Blastocystidae
Exons: 6
Coding region: 55-1152 (365 amino acids)
Biological process (GO): cellular response to mechanical stimulus; detection of mechanical stimulus; regulation of membrane potential
Cellular component (GO): membrane
Molecular function (GO): mechanosensitive monoatomic ion channel activity; monoatomic cation channel activity
Source: RefSeq, a predicted model, not a curated record
GUGGUCAAGAUGGACUACUCAAUGAAGCCGUAUAUGAUUAACAUGGUGUAUCGUAUGAUCCCCUUCCUCUACGAACUCAACUGCUUGAUUGACUGGGCCGUCACCGAAACGUCCUGCGAUAUCUGGAACUACAUGCGCGUCGAAGAGAUCCGAAACACCAUGUUCAUCGGAAAAUACAAGUCGCUUUCGACGCAGAAGGAUUCGUUGAAAAACAAGGGAGAAGCGCGAGGCCGCACGGAGAAGAUCAUCUGGGGCUUCAGCAUGAUUUUCCUGAUCGUGCUGCUGCUCCUGCUUCCGCUGAUGCUUUUCUCGUCCGACUCCUCCGCACUGGUCUCGAACCCCGUGAAGUUCGCCUCGAUGGACGUGAAUCUGGCGGUCAUGGGCGAGCCGCUCAGUCUCUAUUCCUUCUCGCGCAGCGCGGACAUCGUCGACGCGAACCGAACGGAGUACUACCGCUGGCAAAACAUGUUCAAAGUCGACGGCAAGACGGUUCUGCUGCCCAAAUGGACCACCGAAUCGCAGAUCAUCAACAUCCCCUCCGUGUCGAACCAUCCGUGGGCCGUUCUCGAGGAGUACACCAAUCGCGUCAUCGACAUCGUCCGCAAGGAUUGCUCCAGCGUGCAGCUCGAUCUCCAAGUCAUGUUCGACCGCGAUCUUCCCAGCGAAGCGCAGACCGUGACGCAGAAGAUCACCAAGACGCUGAACCAGACGCAAUGCGACACGCUGAUCCGAAUGCUGGACCUCUCUUCCAUCGUGGACCCCUCCAAAGAGCCGCUUUCGAUCGUCUUCGAGCAUCUCUAUCCUCGCAUCUACUUCCUCAACAGCGCCAAUGAGCCGGUGAGCUACGACACCGACGAGUCCCAGUUCAACAGCCUGGAGAUCGAGCUGAAGGCGAGCCAGAGCCCGCUGUUCGGCUAUCAGUACCACUGGGAGGUCCGCAGCGACACGCCGGACACGUCUUCCUUCCAAAACGGCGUGCUUUUCUGGGUCAUCAACGAGACCCAGCUGUCUCGUAUCUGCUUCCGAGAGAGGCUGAACGGUAGAACUGCUGGCGUCGAGCAUCUCCUCGCUCGGCUCUGCGUCGAUCACCGGCCUGUACGUCAUCGUGUUGAUCACAGUGGGCACUUAUUUCCGUGGGUUCCUCGUUCCUGA